AUGACAGAUCGAUACAACUUUCGACGUAGUACUCUCGUUCAGCAACUACCGCCCCAAGGACCUGGAGGAUCACCAAAUGAUCCAACCCCACGCAUAAAGCUCAAGAUAGAAGACCUAGAUCUCGAUACAUCCUACGCUCCAUUUUUUGUGCCAUCUGCGCGACCAAAAAGGCCAAAGAAAAGCAGACCAUGGGCCAAAUGGAAAGCACCCGGGCCCCUUACCGACCCAGCUAAACUUCCUAACGGCUGGCAUAUGAAUGAGGACGAUAUUGAAAUUGACGAUGUCGAUGGCCAGAUCGAAAGAUGCCAUGAGAGAAUUGCUGAAAACAUCAUGCCCCAUGUUUUUGAGCAAAGGUUGGAGGAGUAUACAGCUGCGAAGGCCGAAAAUGAGCAGAUGAGGUUUCUGGGGUCUGAGCAGCUCAGCUGGGAUGCCAUUCAACGGUUGCAUCAAUUGGAGGAUAUGAGGAUAGAUCUGGAGAGUACCGAGGAUGAAUACGAGCAGCUUCCAAACAUCGAGGCUCUUAUAGAAGCAUAUCAAUCGGGUCAGCUUUAUUGGAAUACCGGUCUUGUUACAUACUGGUCGAAGGGAGUCCAGAUUUCUCAACCAAGACCAUUUGACUGGGAUGAAUUUGAAGCUAUUAAUUCCCACCACGAGGGUUACAAAGGAUUUUGGACGGAAGGGGUCUGCGGCCCUGAAAAAGACAGCUCCUUUGCAUCGGCCACGAUACUUCCAGAUCCACACCGUCCAAGAAUGACUGGCUUGACAUUAGCACUCCGUCUUCCAGGCAUACCGUGGUUUGCCGAGUUGGGCUUUAUCCACGAUACUGGGUGCAGUAGGAUGUCCAUUUAUCAAGGAGAUCUUAAAAUGCUUCUUGGUCCUUUUGGCACGACCUUUGGGCCAAGCGUACCGGUUGUCACCAUGUCAAUCUCUGAUACUUGUAAUGGCGUUAUAAGAAGGCAAGUGAUUGAAAUAGAAGUCACAAUCCUUGAUGCAAAUCGUCAAAGAAUGACCCCUUGGACUCGAACCUUGUGCGGUCUCAAUCCAGGAGGCUGGACAACCAAUACCACCCCCCGACUAGAUGGCCCAAUUUUGAAAGAUUUGUUAUAUAUGGCAAGCGUACCUGAUGGCACCCGUCGUGUAUUUAUCUCAAGCUCGAGAUAUGAACUUGGCCUGCCAGACCUGGACCUCGUUGCCAACCCGCCACAGCACCGUGCAACAGCGCCCUAUCCUGUGCCACCAGGAACCUUCGCCACUACACAUGGUGGUUGGUUCCCUGUGGCGGGAGGGGCAAUGGCGAUGCCGCGACCAGCAGCUGGAGUUCCUUGA
Molecule: messenger RNA, 1326 nt
Organism: Penicillium samsonianum
Lineage: Eukaryota; Fungi; Ascomycota; Eurotiomycetes; Eurotiales; Aspergillaceae
Exons: 5
Coding region: 1-1326 (441 amino acids)
Source: RefSeq, a predicted model, not a curated record